AUGAGAGCCAGAGACAUAGAGAUUGAUAACCUAAACACCAUGGCCAACUACUUGAUGUUGCUAUCCCAGGGAGGAGAAUUCCAGACGGUUAACAACUACCCGAGGCGUGUUUUCGAGUGCAAGACGUGUAACCGGCAGUUUACUUCCUUCCAAGCGCUCGGUGGCCACCGGGCGAGUCACAAGAAGCCAAGGUUGAUGGAAGACUUGAAUCAGCAAACUGACCAAUCGGAAACCUCACCUCCCAAACCCAAAACACACGAGUGCUCAAUUUGUGGCCUCGAGUUUUCGAUAGGGCAAGCGUUGGGAGGCCAUAUGAGGCGGCAUAGGGCGGCCACUGUGAAUGAAAACCAGCUGCCUCCUCUAUCUCUCUCACCUCCACCAGCUCCUGUUGUGAAGAAGUCAAAUAGUAGGAGGGUUUUGUGUUUGGAUUUGAACUUGACACCAAUGGAGAAUGAUUUGGAGUUUGGGAUUGGGAAGGUAGCUCCUAGAUUGAUUGCUUUUUAUGAUUGA
Messenger RNA from Ilex paraguariensis (yerba mate), 510 nucleotides. The record is from the annotation of a GenBank genome assembly. Lineage: Eukaryota; Viridiplantae; Streptophyta; Magnoliopsida; Aquifoliales; Aquifoliaceae.